GCUUAGUACAGCUGCUCUUAUCUCUUCUUCCUCUCUCUUUCCCUGUGAGAUCUGACUGCUUUCACUUUGCGCUCUGGCCCCUCGCUGAAAGUGAAACUAUUCUCUCUCUGCCGCUUCCUGUGUUUUCUCAUUCAUUUCCCCUAAGGACAAGCUGCCAUCAGCCCGACAUUCAGGGUGUAUGAGACAGGAGAGCGGGCAGAGGAGAGGAGGAGAAGACAGGAUGGAGAGACCUCUCACAUAUCUCGCCCUGGUCCUGAUCCCAGCAGCUGCAGGGUUGUUUCGGGUAAACUCUGAAGAGAACUCCCUGGUGUCAGAAGUGGGAUCAGAUGUGCUAUUGCCUUGUACUGUGUCGCCGCCAUUGAGCGCUAAGGGGCUGGAGGUGCGCUGGUUCCACGAUCAGCUCCACAUUGUAGCCUUCUUGCUUAAAGAUGGACGUGAGGACCGACAGCAACAGAACGCAGAUUACCGUGGCAGAACUUUCCUGGAGGGGGGGCCUGACAGUGGAAACUUGUCACUUAUUCUGCGCAAGGUCCGUCUCUCCGACGCCGGGAGAUACCACUGCUUUGUAGAGAACAGCACGGCUGAAUUCUUUGAGGAAGCCAUCCUGGACCUUAAUGUCGUGGGCCUGGGAUCACCCCUGCUCAUAGCUGUUGGGCUACAUGACAGCGCUGUGGUUGUCUCCUGCUCCUCGUCUGGCUGGUUUCCGGAGCCCAGAACGGUCUGGAGAAGAAAGGAUGGAGAUGCGGUGCCGGCAGAUCUAGAGACACAGAAGGACCAUGCUAAUGGACUCUACACUGUACAGAGCAGAAUUCUGCUGAAUGCCUCCUCAGAAGACCAGGUCUACUGUGGACUGAGACAUGCCGUGACCGGGAAGGAGACUGGUCUCUAUGUCACAGUCUCAGAUGCCAUGUUUCCUCGUACCUCUUCCUGGGCGAUCGGCUUCUGGCUACUCUUUUGUGUCAUCAUCAUCGCCUCCCUAGUGGCGGUCUGGUUCUUCGUCUCAAAACGAAAGGAGAAAGUGAGACAACUGAUGAUAAAGGAUGACUGCAUCGAGCGCCUGAGACGUGAGAUUGAAUGGAGGAAAGUUUCUGUCAGAAAGGAAUCCAUGUUGUUUGAUCCCCUCACCGCUUACUGGGGCCUGGUGGUCUCUCCGGACGGCCGUAACAUUACAACCAGCGAUGUGGCUUAUCAUGAAUCCCAGUUGCCGGAGAGGUUUGACACGGAGCCUUGCGUACUUACUCAAGCCCCCAUUUCCUCAGGCAGCCACUACUGGGAGACCGAAAUCCGGGAGCAGAACGGAAAGUUCUGGUCGGUUGGUAUAGCCAAUCAGUCGGUGAGACGGACAGGGGGCCAGCGUGAGUGCCCCGAAUCUGGAAUAUGGGCCAUUAGGGCAACGGAUGAGGGUUAUUUGGCUCUCUCUGACCCUCAUGAGCCCAUCACGUUCUCCCAGUACUCCGUGCCGGGCGAGUCUAGCUUACUGAGUGACAGAGGAACGUAUGAGCCUAGGCGAAUACAGAGAGUGGGGACGUUUUUAGACUACGACAACGGAAAGGUCUCAUUCUACGACGUGGAAUCCUACGAUCACCUCUACACCUUCACCCAUGAAUUCUCUGAGCCAGUUUAUGGAUUUUAUUAUGUUGGUACCGGGAUCUCAUUACGUUUGUGAUAGUAGGAGGACUUGCAGCGGCUGGAUGCAUUAUUGCCAUCAUAUUGCCCAGGUUCAUUCUGAACUCCUGCUCGGUUCCGUCAGUGAAACACUUCUUCCCGUCAGAGGGUCUCACUCAUUGGGCCUGACUCCGAAUCGCACGCAGAAGCUGACGCUUAAUCGUCUUUUGCUGCAGUCAUGCCUGCAGCUUUACACAAUCCCCGUUACAAAGCCCUCCCCCUGCGUAUAUCCGUGCGUAUGAAUGGGAAUGAAGGACUUAGACACUGACUUGCAAAAUCUAUAGAUGCUCCUGUACUGUAUGGUGAGAUUAUACAAUGGCGGCAAUGAGCUGGCGAUACAGCACGGUGUCAGAAUGAGCUGGCGAUACAGCACGGUGUCGGAAUGAGCUGGCGAUACAGCACGGUGUCAACAUGAGCUGGCGAUACAGCACGGUGUCGGAAUGAGCUGGCGAUACAGCACGGUGUCGGCACUGAGCUGAUGUAAAAUUAUGAGAUUCGCAGGAGUAAAAGAUAGGAUAAUACAUACAAUAUAUAAUGUAUAAUCCAUGGCGUAACUAAGGGGGUCAUUCCGACCUGAUCGGUGCUGUGCGUUUUUGCACAGCAGCCGAUCAAGUCGGAACUGCGCAUGCACCGCAGCCCCUGCGACACGGCCAGCGACGACUAACUCCCUGCCAGCUGCAGGAGCUGCGCUGGCCGGGAGUUACUCUACAAGUACAAAAGCAUCGCCGCUGAGCGAUGCUUUUGGACUUGUUUGGGCGGGGCCGACCUGACAGGCGGGGCGUCCCCUUGCACAGCUACGAUCAGGUCGGAAUGACCCCCUGAAUACGGUCACUGUUUUUUAUAUUGUUGGCAUGUAAAACAACACAGUAUAUGACACUUGGUAUUUUCUAUUAUCGGUUAGAAAUACGGUAGCAGACGUCUGGUGUCAGCGGCACAUUACAGAAGUGUCACCUUUUGUGUUUAAUCAAAAGUAUCUCCCAUCUGCAUAUAUGUCUUUAUUACCCACUGUGACCCGUUCCCACCGCCCACACCAAAUGCCACCUGGUGCCCAAAUGGUUAAAAAAUCCCCUCACCUGACUUUCGUCUGCCGCAUCCUCCGUCUCUGCCGCUCUCCAGCAGUCAGAAAGGAUUUAUCCAGCGCACUAAAUAAUUCAGGGAGCCAGCAGGGUGCCCACAUACCAAGCCGAGAACAGCACUUAUAUAUGUAUACAGAAUGUGAUUAUUAUUAUUACUGCUGUUUAUUAGUCAGUGUCAUUGUGACAUUUGGAUGUUUGUGUUAAUACAUUAAGUGCAAAAACUGCUCUUACCUAAUAAAAGCAAUCUGUGCAAAACAGUUU
Molecule: messenger RNA, 3002 nt
Organism: Pseudophryne corroboree (corroboree frog)
Lineage: Eukaryota; Metazoa; Chordata; Amphibia; Anura; Myobatrachidae
Product: butyrophilin subfamily 1 member A1-like
Exons: 8
Coding region: 179-1666 (495 amino acids)
Biological process (GO): regulation of cytokine production; T cell receptor signaling pathway
Cellular component (GO): external side of plasma membrane
Molecular function (GO): signaling receptor binding
Source: RefSeq, a predicted model, not a curated record